AUGGCGGAAACAGAGGACCCGAUUGCCGGUGAUCUCUUUCUCAAGGGUCUCGUAGACCAGGGCUUCCAACCGGCACCCCCUCCUACCCCACGGAGACCGCACCGACAUCUCUGCAGCUACCUGUUCAGAUCCACCGCCUUCGUCGUUCUCGUCGUCCUCCUCGCAUUUUUUCCCACCCAGGCCCCGGAGUUCGUUAACCAGACCGUCAUCACCCGAAGCUGGGAGCUGCUUCACCUACUCCUGGUCGGCCUCGCCGUCUCCUACGGCCUCUUUAGCCGCCGCAAUGCUUUUGACCCUGCGGCGGUGGAGCACCUGGACGGCCCGAAAGCCGACAACGCGCCGGCGUUCGUGUCCGAUCUCCUCCAGGUUCCGCGAGUCUUCGUUGACGACGAUGCGAACAAGCUUCAGAUGUGGAGCCACCAGUGCUACAGGGCAGAACCAGAGGUAUUCUUGGUCGCGGAGGAGAGCUCCGGCGACGCUGGCAGGUCCCUCCGGCUGCCGGUCAGAAGCCUGCGAUCGCCCAUCGACAAUGGCGGGGACGGCCGCCCUCCUCCUAUUCUACGGAAGCCGAGGUCCGAGAAGAUGUCGUCAGGAGGAGAAGCAUCUCCGCCUUCCUUUUCUCUCGGGAGCACCUCCAGACCUCCACCGCUCCUCCCAGCUGGGCUUUCGCUGGACCUGAGGGAGAAGAAAACCUAUGAGGACUCCGGAAAGAGAAAAACCGUCUGUAAGCCGCCGCCACCGCCGCCGCCACCGCCGCCGCCCCCCCCUCGAUUGCUUAAUCUGGGCUCUCCGGGGCCUAGGAUCGUCGUCGAGGGCUAUUCCCCGGUCAAGCCGAUCAGAAGAACAGCCAGGCCCAAAGAGGCGGCGGCGCAAGGGCCGGAUCUGCUGGGCUGGUCGCCGGAGCCGCCGCAGCACGACCUACUCCCCUUCUCAACGCCUGCCCCAGCGGAGGAAUCCCAGAACGGGAAGAAGGAAGCGCACGAGGAAGUGAAUGCGAUCGAAGAUAAAUUCGUCGUCGUAACGGACGACGACGAUUCCGACAGAGACGACGCGGACGACGACGAUAGCGUAGGCUCAGAAUGCGGGGGCAGGCCCCCGGCGGCGGAGGUGGACGAGGUUGACAAGAAGGCGGACGAGUUCAUCGCCAAGUUCAGGGAGCAGAUCAGGCUGCAGAGGAUCGAUUCCAUAAGGAGGUCGGCGGGGGAGCGCGGUCGCCGUAACACGCCGGGAAGUAGAGCGUUCGCCGCCUGA
This is a messenger RNA of Spirodela intermedia, 1251 nucleotides long. The record is from the annotation of a GenBank genome assembly. Lineage: Eukaryota; Viridiplantae; Streptophyta; Magnoliopsida; Alismatales; Araceae.